Rhizoctonia solani is the source of this 1140-nucleotide messenger RNA. Its product is annotated as Retrotransposon-derived protein PEG10. Gene Ontology annotation, molecular function: zinc ion binding; nucleic acid binding. The transcript is spliced from 2 exons. The record is from RefSeq and is a predicted model, not a curated record. NCBI's taxonomy places the organism in Eukaryota, Fungi, Basidiomycota, Agaricomycetes, Cantharellales, Ceratobasidiaceae. Bases 1 to 1140 code for a protein of 379 amino acids.
AUGGAACCGGAACCGUCCCUUGCCGCUCUCCUCAAGGCUAUCACAGCCCUCACAGCCACAGUCGGGUCCCUCCAGGACCAAAUCAAAUCACAAGGCCAACAGCUCAAUGAGCUCAAGGCCAUAUGUAAGGAGACCGCCGACUUACUCGGCGACAAGGAUCAAGGAACCCAAGCCCAGCCUGGCCCAUCGGCUGGGCCUGUCACUCCCCCCACUCAUACAGGGGGAGAAGCGCACACUCCAGGAACGGUUAAGCCUGGACUCAAGGCCCCCUUCCGCCCAUCAAGAGGAAUGGGCUUUGACUCAGAAGAGGAGGAAGAACCCAGGCGAGCUCCCAAAAAAGAGCCUCGCGACACGCCUAAACGGAGCCUCAGCUCCCUCACCCCCUUUGAUUCAGGGUCCAGCGUAAAGCGGCCCAAAAUGGAGCUCCCAGAUCCAUAUAAGGGAGAUUCCAGGGGACGGAAGGCAACCCAGUGGCUAGAUUGUAUGCUACUGUGGGUCGCACUUCACCAAGAUCAAUUUGAUGAAGAAGAACAAAUGGUUGUGUGGAUUCUAUACCACAUGACAGAUAAAGCUGCCAACUGGGCUCUUCCCAUUAUUGGGACUAUUAUCAAGGGCGAGGGAAAUCCCCCCACUACCAUCCCGGCCUUAACGGCCAAAUUCAAAGAAGCCUUUGCCGAUCCAGAUGCAAAGAGGGCGGCCGCCAGGAAGAUUGCCGCAUUGACUCAGACCACUACCACGUCUGAGUACGUCACAGAAUUCCGCAAUCUUAUGGCGGAACUUGACUGGAACACUGAGGCGUACAUUGCCCAGUUUACGCGCGGUCUUCACUGGAAGGUGAAAGAACUCCUGUCCACCAAGGACAAUAUUCCCAACAAUGACCUAGAGGCCAUAUUUGCCGCCUCGGCUCCCACCAAGGCCCCGGUUGCCACGACCACCUCUACCUCCACCACUACCACCAGGGUCCGUUUGUCCAAGGACCCCAACUAUGUCACCCCGGAGGAAAGGGACCGUUGCCGCGCAUCUGGCCUUUGCGUCAAAUGCGGCCAGAAAGGGCAUGGGAUCAAACAAUGUCCCAAUGGAUGGAAAGCCACCAUCAAGGAAGCCGCCAAGGUGGGAGAAGUAGAGUCGGAAAAAGAAUAA